ACCGCGAAAGCAACUGCCACCAUCACCACCACCACCAUCACCAACGCCAUCAGCACGAUCAACGGUGUACGGGUGUACGGCUACACAGCUGGGCAAGGCGAUCGCCAGAUCUUCGACAUGCGACUGCAUGAGGCAAGCGGGUAGCGGCAAGAAGCAAGAGGAAAGAGCAAUAAGAAAAGCAAGGCAAUAGCAAGGCAGAAGCAGAAAGCAGAAGCAGAAGCCGCUCCGCGUUCAACACAGGCAGCUGUUAACUAUCAAGCUGAAGUUUCGAUCGUAACUUUGCAGUUCACUAUAGCGCACGGAAGCGUUCGGAAGUGAAAUAUAUUUUAUUAAAUAAUAUUAAAGCAGUUGUAUACCUGAAUACGCCUAGCCGAGAUCGCGCCGCUUAACACGCACGCAAUAUCAUCAUCAUAAAAUAAUAUAACUUGACAAAAGCGAAUCGCCGUUUUUUUCUCAAGUUUGCCGUACAUCUUGUUUCCGAUUGUGGCAAUAAAAUCGAGACGGUUUCUUGAAUUGAGUGUCUGCAAUUACCAGCAGAUAAAGAAAGGAAAGUUUUUUAUGAUUUCAUGUUUUUUAAUUGCACGUCACUAAGAAAUAUUCGUGUGUGGAUAAAAUAUAGAAAUAUUCAUAAACGUAAAAACGACUUUAAACCGACGGCAAACACUACGCAACAUUGGGCAUUGCAGUUUAUAUUAUAUUUUCUGCUGAAUUGAUUAUUUGCAGUAAACUCAAAGAAUUCUUGAUUUCCGUCAUAAAGGAAUCAGCCCACCAACGCUAACCAAUACGCCUACAUAUACACACGCACACACGCAGACACACACAGCACCAACAGUCACCACAUUUCUGUGUGUGGUUGCAAACGCCAGCAUUUUAUGUAGCUAAUACAACAACAAAGUCAACAAAUUGUUAAACAACGAUAGCGAAGGUGAAAGAGUAGAAAGAGUGAAAAAGGGGGAAAACAAAUAGAAAAACAAAAACAAACAGAAACAGAAAAACAUUAAUAAUAACGCGACAACAAAUAUUAACGACAACGUUCCUCAUAAAAAGUAGCAACAAAAAUAGUGUAAGCGACUACUACAACAGUAAUAGCAGAGAAGAAAAAAUCCCCAACAACAACAAAAGCAAGUACACAUUCGUACGCGUAUAUAGUGGCUGGAAAAGAAAUAAAGUGUCAAAGCGAAGCGAUUUAAAUCACUUCGCCACCACCACAUACCCAUACACACACACACACUUACACAACAGCUUCGUGGAAAAACGUACCCCAGCCCACCCCCAGCAGGGUAGCAGUAAACGUGCGCCGACAGCUAUACACCGUUAUCGCCCGCAAUUGCACCACGUAGCCAGUACCAAUACGCGCACAACAACAGCAGCAGCAGCCGCAGCGACCACAGCACUAACACCAACAACAUUUCGCUUACUCUCCAUUCACUGUUGUUGCCCACAUUGCAUUGAAGCAGAAGUGUAGCCACCUUAGCUGUGCGCGCUACGCCAUCAGUAGUAAAUAAACGAGCGCACCGAUAACUAAUACGCUCGUAAUUUACGCGCUCUAAGAAGGCAACACGCCGCGCGCGCUUGUCAAUUGAUUUGUUAGUUCAAGCGUCGCGCAUAACACGCCGCACAUCGCGCAUCGUCCAGAAGUGCUAAACUUUGCGAAUGAGAUAUUGAGCCGCCUGCUUUCGAAAGUCAGCGCCUGCCCAACGACUACAUUAAUUUUUUUUGAAUUAUUGCGCUUUGACUUAAGAGCACAGCGCAACGCAGCAGCAGCAGCAAAAUAAUUACAAUUUCAUUGGGGAGCGUGAGCGUGAAACCCACUGAAGCAGCUAGUAAACGGAGACAGACGUGCAAAAUACGCAUACAGAGGCACAUUGCCACAAAUACAAGUGCAUACAAAUAUAUAAUAAUUUUGACGCGCAGUCACCACCACUAGCAGCAGCAACAGCAGCAGCCGCAGCAAAGCCAAAAGCAACGACAAAAUGUUCGCCGUAAUGAGAAUCGAAAACGAUGACUGCCGGUCGGAUUUCCGCCGCAAGAUGCGUCCAAAGUGUGAGUUCAUUUGCAAGUAUUGCCAGCGGCGUUUCACAAAGCCUUACAAUUUGAUGAUACACGAACGCACCCACAAAUCGCCCGAGAUAACGUACUCCUGCGAGGUUUGCGGCAAAUAUUUCAAGCAACGCGACAACCUGCGUCAACACAGAUGUAGUCAAUGUGUAUGGCGAUAAACAGCAAACGCCAGCUCCAAUUUAAGCACUUCUCCUCUCAUGCACUUAAAUUAAAAUAAAAAUAAAAAAAAACAAAAAAAAAAACAACAAAAAUAAAUAUUGCAUAAAUCAAGCAAAACGAAUAUAUAAAAAUGAAAAUUGAAAGCACAAACGUUGCACGCACGCACGCACGCACGUACUCUUACCACUACAGUUACUUAUAUAAAUAUGCACACAAACGCACUUUGCACGCACCCAUACCUAUAAGGCAACAACUACAACUACAACAACAAUAAUUCCGCAAUAUGUUUAAAUAUGCAAGCAAAAUGAAAAAUUUAUUCGGCAAACGCUUUAAGUGGCGAAUGGCACGGAACUGCAUUUGAUCUCCCUGUGAUGGCAUUUGUAUGGGCAAUGGUGGUGAAAGGGGAAAUUUGGUUAAAAUGGUGAAAAGCAAUUUGUUUUGGGUGUUUGGUUUAUUGACAGGAGUUGCUGGAGAAGUGAUGUUUUAAAUGCAUAGAUAGAAAUGAAAAAAAGGAAGCCUGUGUAAAUAUCUGCGCUGCAACCUUCUCGCAUUUUCGGGCAGUGGUGAAGUAUGCACAUGGAUACUUGUGGACGCGUCUACUAAAACGACAAAACAAAAAAAUACAAAAAUUAUUUUUAAAAGUUAAACGUAAUAACCGACAUCACAAAGCGCAAGCGCUUGAACUCAUUAACCCACUGCUAUGUAUGUAUGUGUGUAGGCACGUAACAAUCAAGCACGCAGCAUACUGCCGUUAUACCGCAAACUUGCAAUCAUCAUGAUUCACGCGCACCCGUAAGACUUUCACAAUUUAUGGAUUCUAUUAAAAAAAAAAAGAAAUAAGUAAAAAUUUUGCCAUGCCAAGCCAGAAAAAAGUGCAACUAAGCGCCGCCUUUUUGUGCUUUUCAAUGCCAACGUGCAACGCAUCUUGCCCACAAUUCCGCAAAGAUACAAAGAAGAAAGGGAGCAGCCAUUCGAAACAGUUCAACGUGGAAAACAAAACAUGCUGCCACAAACCGUCAACGCAUGAGUCACACUUUGCAGCACAUUUUUCAAUUCAUUGCAUCACAUACACACACACACACGCGUAUGCAAAUUCAUAACAGCCUACCGCUUUCAGCGUGCAACGUCCAACGAAAGUGACCAACUGUGCCUUCAAGCAACAGCAGCAGCGGCAGCGGCAGCGCGCUUGUGCCGCAGUCAUCUCAGCUGCCGAAGCAUGCAAACCAGCUAUGAAGUUCUUCAAGCACUCCAGAGCGAGGGUGUCGCAACGACACUUCUUCACAGGUGUUCCUGCAGCUAUUUAUAUAUUAUUUUAUUUUUAUUUUUACUAAACUAAAUUUAUUAAUUAUUUUAUUUUUUAUUUAAUUUUCUAUCCUCACUUUUCAAGCUUUGUAUGUACUUUUCUUCCUUUUCUUAAAAAAAAAUUGCUUUGCUUGCCUAUGUUUUUUUAUAUUUAUUUACGCGUUUGUGUAUUUAUUGUUUUUUUGUUUUACCUAAUUUUCAAAAUUUAUUAUUAAUCUAAUCAAGUAUUGUAUUUUAAAGAUUUUUAUCGCCUUAAGUUCUUAAUUUUGAAUUGAAAAAAUGAAAAUUACAAAAAAUGUGCACUACUCCAGUAAUUAUAUACAUUUACAUAGUUACAUACAUACAUACUAUUGAUGUGUAUCAAGUAUUCAUAUGUAUUUAGGCAUUUGCUUGGACUUUCCUACUGGCCUUUCUCCGCGCGUUCCACGAUUCUUUUGAAUUGUCUUCAGGUUUAAGACUUAUCUCGUGGAAAUUACGAGUAUUAUAGAAACGAAAUAUAAAAUAUAUUGACUAAUACAUACAUACAAAAAAUAAGUUAAAUAAAAAAAAUCAAAAAACAAAAAAUAAGUAAAUAAAUAAAUUGAAAGGCAAAUGAGUUGAUGAGAAACGUGAACGCAAAUGCUUACGUAUUGCAAUAAGAUUGUACUUGUUUUGCGUACUUUAAAUUUUUAUUUGACUUUAUUAUUUAUACUAUUAUGACACAUAUGUAUGUAUGUUUUAUUGUAUUACCUAUUACGUGGGCAUACCAGCAACAUACAUGCAAUGAAAAAUUUUAUUAUAUACGAGUAAUGUUUUGAAAUAAUUGAUAAUUAAGCACCAACUGUCAAUUGAAUGAAUU
Messenger RNA from Anastrepha obliqua, 4360 nucleotides. RefSeq names its product protein drumstick (gene drm). The coding region runs from base 1974 to 2219 and encodes 81 amino acids. Gene Ontology annotation, biological process: embryo development; regulation of transcription by RNA polymerase II; embryonic pattern specification. The record is from RefSeq and is a predicted model, not a curated record. Gene Ontology annotation, molecular function: DNA-binding transcription factor activity, RNA polymerase II-specific; RNA polymerase II transcription regulatory region sequence-specific DNA binding. NCBI's taxonomy places the organism in Eukaryota, Metazoa, Arthropoda, Insecta, Diptera, Tephritidae. Gene Ontology annotation, cellular component: nucleus. The transcript has 4 exons.